AUGUCGUCUUUUUUACCUGUCAAUAAUAUGUCCUCGCCCCAGGACCGUGUCAUGGAGGAUGCGACAACACCGACCACGCCUCGCCCAAAUUCACAUACUCUUUCCGCGCAAGAGAGCACGGAUGAUACCGAUUCUCGAUUAGGAAAUUCCAAUAACGGGGACUGUGCUCGAUCCCAAGGAAGCGCACCGCCCAUGCCCGACGACUCUGCGCCCGGUGAUUCAGAUGGCGAGCGCGACGGCUCGGACCACGAGACAGACCCCGGGAGCACCGCUCCUCCAUCCAAGAAGAAAAAGGGCCAACGGUUCUACUGUACAGACUUUCCUCCUUGCAAUCUGAGCUUCACCCGGAGUGAGCAUCUGGCCCGCCACAUCCGAAAACAUACUGGGGAGCGCCCGUUCCAAUGCCACUGCUCGAGGCGAUUCUCCCGACUCGAUAACCUGCGACAACAUGCUCAGACCGUUCAUGUCAACGAGGAGAUUCCCGGGGAUUCCCUGGCCGCGACGGGGACUCGUUUUCAGCGGCAGAUCCGGACUGACCGGGUUCGUCCUCCGGGUCGAGCGAGAGCGGGUACAGCUGGUAGCCAAGGAGCUCACAGCAGAGGUCACAGCAGAAACCUAUCCGCUUCUAGUAUCACUUCAACUGCAUCGACUUUCAGCCAACCCCCGGAGAUCCGUCGUCGACCUCCGCCGUUGAUCAUGGCCAACGACGGCAGUGCAAGAGCUCGUUUGGCUUUGGACACCAUGGCCGAUCCCCCGAGAACGCCUCCGGGCCGUGGUAUCGGCCCAUCUGCUGGAUCCCCGUAUACCCCGUCUAACAUGUUUGGUGGUGGAAGCCCUCAUGUCGGGUCGCCCAUGUCCACUGCCUCUCACGCUUCGGGAUUCUGGGAUGGCAAAACCGCCGCUCGUCGGUUGUCAGUUCCCACUGGGACCAAUCCAUUUAUUCCGCAACACGCCCACGCUUAUCCCCCUGGUUAUGUUGGUCCGGCCGCUACAACCGCAUAUCCCAGCGCGGGUGGGGUGUUUGCAAGCCCCGUCAGCUCCAACUAUUCCGUGUCCCGAGAUGAGGCUAGCCAAGGUGCUGAAGCGGAUCUGCGGAGAAGAACUUGGCACCCAACAACCUACUACCCGAGGCCCGCAACCAGUGGCUUAAACAAUUAUCAAACUCCUGACGGAUACCAGUCGUCACUUGGCUCGAGUGGAUCGGCGGAGCAGCCGCCACGAUUACCGGGCAUUGAGAGUUUCGACAAGGUCGUAUCGCAACAGCGACCUUUGACUCCUCCGGUGCGAAAGCCGAGUCCGAUGCAAGUGGAUACUCACAGUCGACCACCACCCGGUUACGCUUUUGGGGGAGGAUUCAACUACAACGCGCCGGCAGCUCGUCCUCCGCCUCCGGUGUCUGGCCCUGGCCAUCGACGUGGCCAUGUGUCAUGGGACAUGUCGCUGCAUACAAAUCUGACUGGAUUGAAUAUCCGGGACAAGCCUCAAAGAGACGCAUCGCAUUGGGGGCAGCAGACGAUCGCAGAGAUUCAAAAUGUCGCUUCUCGGCCUUCCUCCUCGUAUCAGGCUACUGUACCUCAUCCUCACGAGAAGGUCCACCGGUGGUCUCAUGCGACGCGAACAUCUCCCGAAGAUUCCAGCAGCAGUGAAGGUGUCAAUACACCUUCGACAGCAUCGCUCGAAUACCAUCCAGCUAUAGUGCACAAUAAUGGAUACAUCGAGCCACAUCAUCCCCCACUGACCUCCGAUUCGUCCCAAACUGUUUGCGCUCCCGUGCCCUCCCCGUCCGAAAACUACCAUGUCAAACAUGAACCACGAUCGGAAUUCUACUCCAAUUCAUCUAGAGAGCCUGGAAUGGGCAGGCUCGAAGCUCUUGUAGCGGUUGCUACGAGCGAAAACAAAAGCGCCAAGGUGUUCGUAUGA
Aspergillus wentii DTO 134E9 is the source of this 1920-nucleotide messenger RNA. RefSeq lists its product as uncharacterized. The record is from RefSeq and is a predicted model, not a curated record. Gene Ontology annotation, molecular function: RNA polymerase II cis-regulatory region sequence-specific DNA binding; DNA-binding transcription factor activity, RNA polymerase II-specific. Lineage: Eukaryota; Fungi; Ascomycota; Eurotiomycetes; Eurotiales; Aspergillaceae. Bases 1 to 1920 code for a protein of 639 amino acids. The transcript is spliced from 2 exons. Gene Ontology annotation, biological process: regulation of transcription by RNA polymerase II.